GUGACCCAGACUUGGGCUGAAUCUGUGUGAUGGAUUAACAAUUGUUGGUCUCAUACACCAGCCAGUCUGAGUGUGGUUUUGAGGCAUUUUUCCACAUUUGUUUAGGCAAAAGUUGGGCUGGUCCCCAGUCACCACCUCAGAAAAUAUGAUACAUAAACAGUUAAAAUACAACACAUAUAAGAAAGUUUCUAUGAUUCAGAAAGGUAGAUAGCACAUACAGCUUCUCUUCCUGAACUAAUGACUGUGGCAAGAGGAAGGGCAUCAAGCUACAAAGGUAAAACUAAAAUAAAUGAGUCUAUCGUAAAAACAAUAGGCCACUAAUGAUGGGAUACAAGCUAGGAAUGAGAGGCAAAUGGGGUAAACGAGAUGACAAACUUAUUUUACCACUCAAUGACUCUGUCAGCACAACAUUAAGCACAGAACAUCUGUGUGCGAAGACAACUAUAAUGAUUAGCUCUGAGUUUCCAAGUGACAGACUAUGGCUGAAUGGAAGGGAAGAGAACUGUGAAAAUCCACGUAUACAAAACUGUUUGAGAGAAGUCCGUAAAAGAGCCGCUAAAUCUGGAAACAAUGAAAAUAUGUCUGCAUGGAAUGUCCAUAUUUGUUCAGAAAAUAAUUUCCCCACGGCUGCUGGCCUUGCAUCAUCUGCUGCAGGUUAUGCAUGUUUAGUGUAUGCAUUAUCCAGAAUUUAUGAGAUUGAUGGUGACAUAUCAGCCAUAGCACGUCAAGGCUCAGGUAGUGCCUGCCGCAGUGUGCUGGGAGGUUUCGUGCAGUGGAACAAAGGAGACCAAGAUGAUGGUUCAGAUUCAUUGGCAACUCAGCUAGCUCCAGCUAAUCACUGGCCAGAAAUGAGAAUUCUAAUUCUUGUGGUACAUGAAAAACACAAAAAGAUAAGCAGCAAGAUUGGAAUGGAACAGAGUGUGAAAACAAGUGAACUGCUAAAAUAUCGUGUUUCACACUGUAUCCCACAAAGGAUACAAGAUAUCAAACAGGCUAUAUUAAAUAAGGACUUUGAGAGAUUUUCUGAAAUAACAAUGAAAGACAGCAAUCAGUUUCAUGCAGUUUGUCUGGACACAUUUCCACCAGCAGUUUACAUGAAUGAUGUUUCACAUGCCAUAGUUAAUUUUGUUCACUGUUACAACAAAUUAAAAGGUCACAAUGCUCUUGCAUACACAUUUGAUGCGGGUCCAAAUGCUUGUUUGUAUAUGAAAGAGCAUGAUGUCCCAAAAGUUUUGGGUUUACUCAGUGUCAUUUUUCCAUUUCCUGGAGAAGAAGACAGCUACAUUAAAGGAAUUCCAAUCAACAAGGACACUAUUCCACAGGAAAUGCAAGCUGCUUUUGGUAUGGAACAGCAAAUGGAAGGGUCAUUAAAAUAUAUAAUCCACACGCGUCUUGGAAAUGGACCAAAGGAACUGAAGAGUCAGAAUGAGCAUCUCUUGACAGAGUCAGGAGUACCAAAGAACCUGGUCGUAUGAAGAAAUAAUGAAGGAAUCAAAAUGCCACUCUAGAUUAUUUGUGUUAAACAAUACUUUCAACAAUAACUUUUGAAUGGAAAUUGUGGUGCAAAACACACUACUAAACAUGGCCUUAAAUGAAUAUAGUGAUAAGAGUUUGGUUGACAGUGAGUUUAAAUAGCACCAAAAAAGCAAGCACAUCUUUAAUGAACUUAUGUACUAUCAUUGCAUCAAUAAAUGUUUCUAAAAAAUUA
Molecule: messenger RNA, 1708 nt
Organism: Schistocerca piceifrons (Central American locust)
Lineage: Eukaryota; Metazoa; Arthropoda; Insecta; Orthoptera; Acrididae
Product: diphosphomevalonate decarboxylase-like
Exons: 11
Coding region: 321-1475 (384 amino acids)
Biological process (GO): isopentenyl diphosphate biosynthetic process, mevalonate pathway; isoprenoid biosynthetic process
Cellular component (GO): cytosol
Molecular function (GO): diphosphomevalonate decarboxylase activity; ATP binding
Source: RefSeq, a predicted model, not a curated record